Brassicogethes aeneus is the source of this 988-nucleotide messenger RNA. NCBI's taxonomy places the organism in Eukaryota, Metazoa, Arthropoda, Insecta, Coleoptera, Nitidulidae. The record is from the annotation of a GenBank genome assembly.
CGUCGAUCGAGCGGUAGUGCCAGCGAUGGAAGUUUAAAGUUUUAACUUGAACUUCACAGUGUGUGCACUCGCAUAACGUAAGAUGUAUUUUUAGAACGCCGAGGAGCGUAAAAUGACUACGAGAUGCUGUUGGACGGUGGCCCACUAAUACGACGCAGCGGCCAACUUUCCUUUUAACCCGAAAAUCGAGUCAGUCGGUUAAAAAACACAACACAACAUACUCCGGUGCAACAAUUAUGCGAAUCAACCCCAGGAACAAGCGCAAAAUCAACAAAAUUAAAGUGUGUUGCUGAAAAGUGUGUAUUCUCAGUGAAAGGUGCCAUAUUGCGGAUGGAACACAACACAAUGAAAUAAAGGUUAAUUUCGCUGAAGCCAGACACGAAAACCUCCAACGAGUUACUAAAUUAUGAAGACUGAAUGAAACGCGCAAUCAAGUGAGUCUGUGAUAUAAAGAAAAUUUGUGAUAAAGGCGACACAAUGGAUUUCUUGACUGACUACGAUGAGCAGCUGUCGAUAAACGACACCUACAUCACCAAGUUUGGGAACCAGGUGCAAAGGAGGGGCAGGAUUUUCUCCUACACCUUCUGGAGGACAGAAAUCGAGUCGGAGAUAUUUUGGAGCGUGCAGGGAAACAACCCAGAUGGGUCCGCGUGGGUCGUGACUCAGUAUCUGGGGCCUGCCAACGAGGCCAAAAGGUAUCAGCAGGAAUUGAUCCUGCACCACCCCACCGAGAAGAAAAUAAAGCUGGGCUACAGGUCGUUGUGCACCAAGGGAAUGAAUUGCAUCAAGAUUUCCAGGGAAAUUGUCCAUCAUUUCAGGGACUUGAACAACGAUUUCCAUUUCGAGUUCAGGUUGAUCAAACUGAAGAGGAGGCCGUACCCGCAAAGAAUGUUAUAAGUGUUGCCAAUUGUAUUUAGUUGAAAACUAACAGUUACCAAGAGACUUACUGAAAGUGACAGUGUUUUUACUGUUUUUGUUUUGUACUAAC